AUGUUAGUGUUUGUGGCUCUGAGUAUCGUUGCAGUGCUUCUGUUUGCCUUGUUUGACUACAGGCAAAAAAUAAAGCGACUGGAAGGGACACAAUUCACGGGUCCGGGUUUUCUUCCAAUUCUUGGACAUGCUGGCUUUUUCUUGUUCAAGAAGCCAUCAGAAGUGUUGGAUUUGGUCACAAAAGGGUCACAGGAAUUUGGAAAAAUGACCAGAGUCUGGAUGGUUAAUAUGCUCUUCCUCGGGAUCGCAGAUCCUAAAUAUGUCGAGGCAAUUCUCAAUAGUCCAGUUCAUAUUAACAAAGCCAUUGAAUAUUCAUAUUUAAAUAACUGGCUUGGCGAUGGACUUUUGCUGACAACGGGCAAAAAGUGGCAGACUAGGCGAAAAAUCCUCACUCCAGCUUUUCACUUCAAGAUCCUCGAGUAUUUUGUGGAAAUCUUCGAUAAACAGAGUAAAAUCUUUGUUGAGAAACUUGAGCAAUUCAGUGCAAAAACUCCAGUCAAUAUCUGCCCCUUAAUCAGUCUUCUUACAUUCGACGUGAUCUGUGAAUCUGCCAUGGGUACUUCAAUGGAAUCACAACUAAAUAGAAAUUCUGAAUAUGUUGAAGGAGUUAAAGAGAUAACGGAUAUAUUGCACAAGAGGAUGUACAAUGCGCUUUUGAGGAUUGAAUUCUUCUAUAGAUUGUCCAAAAGUGGCAAACGCGAGCGCGAAAUUGUAAAAACCUUGCACAAAUGGACAGAUAGAAUCAUUGAGAAACGUCGGCAGGAUUUACUGGAGGGAAUAGCGUCAAGGAAAGUUCAGGGAAAUGCUGAAGUUGGUCAAAAAGAUAAAAUGGCACUACUGGAUAUUCUUCUGCAGGCAACAGUUGAUGGAAAACCUCUGACCAAUGAGGAUAUUCGAGAGGAAGUGAAUACUUUUAUGUUUGCUGGACAUGAUACCACAACUUCAGGAAUAUCUUUUCUACUCUACAAUAUUGCGCUCUAUCCAGAAGUUCAGGAGAAAAUUGUAGAGGAGAUCAAGUAUGUACUUGGGAUGGAUCCGAAGAAAUUAUUUACUUUUGGUGAUUUGAAGAAUAUGACUUACCUGGAGUGUGUGAUUAAGGAAUCCCUGAGGCUCUUUACACCAGUUCCCAUGGUAGCUAGGUACUUCCCUGAGGAAGUGGAGCUGAAAUGCAUGCGGAUUCCUGCGAAAAGUAAUGUCGUAAUUAAUGCUUUCUGCAUGGGCAAGGAUCCAAGUCUUUACCCGGAUCCGGAUACCUUCAAUCCCGAACGUUUCCUGGAGGAUGAGAUCGAAGGUAGAAAUCCCUACAGCUACAUCCCUUUCAGUGCUGGCCCCAGGAAUUGCAUUGGGCAGAAGUUUGCCAUGGCGGAGAUGAAGACACUGGUCGUGAGAUUGCUGCAGAAGUACAGGAUCUCUGUGGAUCCGAGUUACGAUAAACCCAUUUUGAUAGCGACAAUUGUACUACGUGCCAAAAAUGGGAUUGUCCUCAAUUUUGAGAAAAGAACUUCGUGACAGUGUUAACUAUUAAAAUGCGCAAUUAAGUACCUAUUUUAUUUAAAUACUAAAUGUAGCUUAUUCCAGUGGAUUUUUUUUUAAAACUUUUAUUUGCGAUCUGCAAUCUUUUCUUCAGUCAAAUUUCUCAAGUGCAAAUUCUAAUUUACAAAUCAAUAAAAAUUUUAUGUAAAAAUGUCCAAAAUGUAACCAAUUAUUUACAUUCUUGGUGAAAUUUUAAGAUAAGAGAAUAAAAUUUUUUGAGUAUAAA
Molecule: messenger RNA, 1759 nt
Organism: Phlebotomus papatasi
Lineage: Eukaryota; Metazoa; Arthropoda; Insecta; Diptera; Psychodidae
Product: cytochrome P450 4d2-like
Exons: 3
Coding region: 1-1509 (502 amino acids)
Molecular function (GO): oxidoreductase activity, acting on paired donors, with incorporation or reduction of molecular oxygen; monooxygenase activity; heme binding
Source: RefSeq, a predicted model, not a curated record